AUGAGUGAGAUUGUGUCAAAUUAAUUGUUUGUAACUGGUUAUAGUCUUGCAAAAAUAAGUGAUGAAAAGGAUAUCAAGAAUAUCUUCAAAAAAUAUGGUACUAUAAAAAAUGUUGCUUAUAAGGGUUCCUAUUCCUUUGUUGUAUGAAAUCUUAUUCUAUUUAAAUAGACCUUUUCAUCAGAAUCUGAAGCUGAAAAUGCUCUUAAAACACUUAAUGGAUAAUAAAUUAAUGGAUAGAAACUCAUAGUUAAUGUUGUAGAUAAUCGAAAAGGACGUAGAAAUGGACCUUAAGAAAAUGAUGAAUGUUUUAGAUGUAAAAAAGGAGGACAUUGGUAAAAUUGAUUAUUUUAUAGAUUUAGGGCUAGAGAAUGUCCAAAUGAAUCAUCACCAAAAAGAAGGAAAUAUGAUAAUUAAAGAUCACGGUAUUUUUUAGAUUUUAUUGAUUGUACAGAUAUAGAAAAACAAGAAGAUCAAACUCAAGAUCCCACUCAUAAUCUUCAUAUUAAUCUUCUCACUCUAGGGGAUAAAGAAACUCUAAAAAAGGAAAUAGAUACAGUAGAAGAAGUAGAAGUCCAAAAAGAGAUUAAAAGAGAUAGAAAAAUACCAGUCAAAAGAGAUCCAAUACAAAUUCAAGUUCCAGAUCAUUAGUUAACAAUAGAUAGAGAUAAUCACAUAGAUCAUCUCUAUCUAAAUGAGAAAUGGUCAAAAUAAAGAAAAAGAAAUUACAUCAAUAGUCUUCUUCAGUUUUUUUAUUCCCUUUCCUAUAAUUUCU
Messenger RNA from Paramecium primaurelia, 772 nucleotides. The record is from the annotation of a GenBank genome assembly. Lineage: Eukaryota; Ciliophora; Oligohymenophorea; Peniculida; Parameciidae.